AUGUACGCUGAGAUACUAACUAUUCUACUUUCUUUAGCAGCUCCCGCUCUAGGCCUAGGCCAUGAUGUUAAGGAUCAUCCUUACAGAACUUAUUCCACAGGUAAACACAUUUACGGUAACCAUAACUACGGCAACCAUCAUGUCGGAAACCAUCAUCACCUAACACACCACCAGUAUGGAAGUUAUCACCAUUAUUCAAUCCUUGAGUACUUUUUCCCAUGUAACGGACUUUGGAAUGCUGUAUUGGCAACUGUGUAUGUUGCCCUAGUACCAUCAUUAUUAGCUUACUUUGUACCAGGCUUGAGAGCCAAAGUUUCAAACAAACAUUCAAUAAUCUUGCCACUAUUGGCUUCUUUGGCGUUCGGUGCACUUAUGGGGGAUAUUUUCCUACAUAUGUUCCCCGAAAUAUUCCGUACCCAUGAGCUAGACGCUGCUGAACAUAUGAUUGAACUCAUCAAGCGCCCAGAUGAGAGGGUCGCAGCAGCUUUGAUAGCUAUGGCAGAAAAGCACAAUACCACAGCAAUUAUGGGAACCUCUAUUUUCGCAGGUUACCUUUUGUUCAUGGCCAUUGACAAAGCCUUGAGAAUUGCAAGUGGUGACAACUAUGAGUUAACUCGCUACCACGGACAAGGUCGUGUUGACGCUUUAAAGGCUGCAGGCAGCUCAGUACACAGUAUAAUGGAGUCUUUGGGUAACAAGGUUGAAAAGAGAAAGAGACAAGGUUCUCGCAAGGAAAGGAAUGCCAAUGAAAGCGAUGAGAGCUACGAACAUGAAGAAGUCCACGAAAAACAAGUCUCUCAACCCUCAGGCUCAUCUUCCCAGUCGUCAGAUGUACAACACUUGGAUUCCAGCACUUACGUUAGUCUUGCAACUGGUUUAGUUCAAAACUUCACAAUCGGACUUGCACUUGCCUCUUCUUUCUACACAAGCAAGCGCCUAGGUAUUGCUACCACUAUCGCUGUUUUAUUACAUGAAAUUCCUAACGGUCUUUACGACUUUACUACCGUUCUAUCUAACGGCGUCUCCAAUGGCUUUAUUAUCAAGAACCAAUUCACUGCUGUUGUUGGCGCGAUAAUAGGAACUCUACUAGGCUGCACUAUUAACGAAGCAGGUAGGGAGAAAUCUAAGUUUACUUUUAUUCCAGAGAUUGGUCUAGUCCCAACUAACCGUGCUGCUUACGCUAACAGGUUCCACGUCGCUUUCCGCGAUAUUGUGCUCCCAGUCACUGCUGGUGGUCUACUUUGCGUUUGCACAUUAAACGUGGGUGAAAGACUCAUAAAUAUUGGUUCUUCUAAAAACAAACCUAAGGAAAUCAAGAAGAGUCUUUUCCAGCUUGCGGCUAUUAUUGCAGGCUUCUCACUCAUGGCUGUAGUAACCUAA
Messenger RNA from Eremothecium sinecaudum, 1380 nucleotides. It is a transcript of the gene YKE4, whose product is annotated as Zn(2+) transporter YKE4. Bases 1 to 1380 code for a protein of 459 amino acids. The record is from RefSeq and is a predicted model, not a curated record. Gene Ontology annotation, molecular function: zinc ion transmembrane transporter activity. NCBI's taxonomy places the organism in Eukaryota, Fungi, Ascomycota, Saccharomycetes, Saccharomycetales, Saccharomycetaceae. The transcript has a single exon. Gene Ontology annotation, cellular component: membrane. Gene Ontology annotation, biological process: intracellular zinc ion homeostasis; zinc ion transmembrane transport.